GACUCGUCUCUACCGCUACCGUUACCAAUUCUCGGGCUAUUCUGCAGAGCUUCGAGAUUUCCACAUGUACAUUGACUCUACGCAACACAUGAAACUUUUCUUCUCUGACGGCGACCCGAAUAUUUUAAUCUUAAUCCUUCACCUGCUCGGAAGUGCAAAUAACUGAAAUUCAUCGAUCCUACUAGAAUCCUUUAAACUCAAACAAGAGACAUCAGGACACUCAGAGCAAAGGUCAUAUAAGAAGGCACGACAAGAAACAAAAAAAAACAGCUUUGUAACUGUUAACCUUGGUCCAUCCGGGAUGGCCAAGAAGAAGAAAACGCAGCUCAAACCGGUCGCGCGCGGGUUCGCGACGACUUCGGUUCCAAAGAAAGCUGUGGAGCCAUUACCAGAGCCUGAGAAGUCCACAGAAGAUGUGUGUGAAGGCCCUUCAAAUGCCCCAGCAGAAGCGACGUCGUCGACUGUCGGCACACCUACGCAACCGAAGUUAGAAGACGUCGACUUGUCCAAGUCUAAGACGCAGCCCUUGCAAGACCUCGUUGACAGGUAUCAAGAUCGGGUCGAGAAGGAGAUCGUGAGGACUGUCAAGGCAAUUGAGCAGGAAAGGCGGUUCUCUAGCACAUUGACGGACUUGAGCUUGGACACUAUCCUUAUUGACCAAAUUCUUGCUUUGGUCUUGGACGAGGAAUCGCGCAACUCCGAGAAGAAUCAAGCCACACUUGAGGAGCCGGAAGAGAAGGCCCUUCAGCGUCUGGCCAUCACUUACGGUGUACUCAGACGCCUUGGAUUCACGGAGGACAGAGUAAUUGAGUGCUUGCGGCGGAUUUCUGGCGUUGAUCUGGAUGAAGCUACUGAAUGGCUUCAUGUUCAUUGCAGCGAAGACGAAUUGGGUUUAAAGCCUCCGUCUCCCGGAGCAGACCUGGAACCAUCCACUUCCACUUCAACAUCCAGGAUUACGCAGCCUAAUCAACGAAUGAAUAGACGACACACUUCCUGUGCGUCUACUCAGAUAUCCACCUCCCCACCAACCACUCCAACUACUCCGAAUGGACAUAGAUUCCGUCUUGAUGUGAAUGCUGCUACAUUCGUACCGUCACUCAAAGCCAGCCCAGUAUCCUCGCUUUACGAUGUCUCACCGAAUCCCACGGACAGGCCUCUCGAACCACCUGCGUUCGAAGAGGACAGGACGUCCACGUCCAGUAGCGGGGCAUCUCUUGACUUGCCCUACGAUGAUCCAACUACGGCAUAUGUUAAGGUCAAGAUGCAAAUUGCAGACUUAACUACCCACAGAAGAGUAGGAGCACCAAGGCAUGACGUUUCGUUCUUGCAGGAGCUACGCAAAAGGCUAGAAGAGAUUAAGAAUGAUUAUCUGUUCGACGAGCGAGAAGCUGAAGAUGCCUAUCUGACUGAACGCAAGAAAGUUGAUACGGCAGCUCUACAGUCCCGCUUACGAGGGGAGAUGCCUUCCCUACCAACUGAGAAGCCACCAAGCAAGCCUCCGUUAACACAAUCGCUCCCAUCCACACCACCCCCUGGGUCGCCCGAUAUAUUCGAUGCCGAAGAAGACGAGGCUUCUGCAGGCGGAAUAUUUGGUCUUUUGGAAGCAAUGCCUGACAGUGAGAUAUCAGAAACUGGCAGUACAAUUAUCGUUCGCGACAUGUCACUUCCGAAACAUUUCUCUGGACGAACGCCAAAGCAUUUGCUCCAAGAGUCUGUGCACAAGUCUGAUCGAUUCGCCGUCAUCAGUUAUCGAUGUGCUUCUGGAAGUAGUCGUGCCAAACGAGCGGCUGUAUUCAUUCGCUGGGGAGGAGAUCGUGUGAAGGAGUGGGUCAUGGAGGAUAUAGCAUGUCACGACAUGUUCCAGGCUGAACAUUACAUAUCGACUGUCGCCCUGCAUUCUAUAACAUUCCCGUCGCUGGAAGGAUUCUCUCUAGGUGGUACAACCGCUGCAAGUACUCAAACGUCAUUCAGAUUAUUACCUCCUAUAUUCCGUGACCUCUGGAAUGAGUUGGAAGAGGAGAGGAGAGCUGACGAUGAUGCUUUCAACCGAAAUGUGUGGGCAAAACUGAAGGAGUUACUACAGCUCAAACUCCGCGUUGACAUGGAGUCUGGCCCGAGGGCUCCUAGGCAGACUUCCGAUGUGAAGGAGACCACGGGAUACCGUAGAUACGGCCAAACCGAACUAACCUCCGAGCAGAUAGCAGCCGGAUUCAAUGCACGGUGGGAGAGCCCAGGAUACCAAGAAAUGCUGCCCCAAAGGAACAAGCUGCCCAUUGCAUUAUACCGCAACGAGAUUAUCAACGUGUUAGAGACAUCUCAAAUACUCGUUUUGAGUGGCGAAACUGGAUGUGGUAAAUCUACUCAGCUGCCAACUUUCAUACUGGAGGAUCAACUCUCGAGAGGGAAGCAUUGCAAGAUAUACUGUACAGAGCCUCGUCGUAUCUCCGCUAUUUCUCUUGCCCAACGUGUUUCCGCUGAGCUUGGCGAACCAGCCGGUUCCGUUGGCACAGUAGGCUCGUUGGUGGGGUAUUCCAUUCGGCUCGAAAGCAACACGUCGCGCACCACGCGAUUGGCCUUCGUGACCAACGGUAUCGCUUUGCGAAUGCUCGAGGGCGGAUCCGGGCAAGAUGGGCAAGGGACAGCAUUCGAUGAGAUCACACACAUUAUUAUAGAUGAAGUUCACGAGCGGACGAUUGAAUCUGAUUUCCUUCUCAUUGUCCUCAAGUCGCUCUUACAACAACGGCCGGACCUGAAGGUGGUUCUUAUGUCAGCAACUGUCGAUGCCCAAAAGAUCUCAAACUAUUUUGGUGGAUGCCCAAUGUUGCUUGUCCCAGGGCGAACGUUCCCGGUAGAUGUACGCUACCUUGAAGAUGCGAUCGAGUUCGCCGAGUGGAAGAUCACCGAAAACUCGCCGUAUGCGAGACGUGGCGAUAAGUACAGUCGAGGAAAAUUGAAAUUCGACUGGUCCGAAGACACUGCACCAGCCGAUGAUGACGACGAAGAAACCGCCCAAGACAAUGUCAAGCUCGAGAAGCGGUAUUCGUCCAGCACUGCAAAUACGCUUAAUCUGCUGGACGAACGCUUAGUCCCUUAUGAUCUCAUUGUUCGACUGCUUGAGAAGAUUUGUCUGGAGGGUUCAUCUUAUACCACGUACUCUUCCGCCAUCCUUGUAUUCAUGCCCGGAAUGGGAGAAAUCCGUCGAUUGAACGAUGUGUUAUUGGAGCACGCGAUCUUUGGUUCGGAAGCCCUCUUCAAGAUCUUCCCUUUGCACUCCACAAUAUCCAGCGAACAACAGGGAGCUGUAUUUGACAUUCCCCCUCCUGGCAUUCGCAAGAUUGUGAUUGCGACAAACAUCGCAGAAACUGGUAUCACCAUUCCUGACAUUACAUGUGUCAUAGACUCUGGCAAGCACAAAGAAAUGAGGUUUGACGAAAAGCGACAAAUCAGUCGGCUAGUAGAGACUUUUGUGGCGAAAAGCAAUGCCGCUCAGCGUCGCGGACGAGCGGGACGUGUACAACCCGGCCUUUGCUUCCACCUGUUCACCAAAGUUCGACACGAUACCAAGAUGGCGGACCACCCUGAUCCUGAGAUGAUGCGGUUGAGCCUCAGUGACCUCGCCCUGCGCAUCAAGAUCAUGAAGGUCAAACUUGGGUCUUCAAUCGAGGAUGUCCUUUCGCGUGCUCUCGAUCCUCCAUUGUCAGUGAACAUACAGAGGGCUGUUUCGGCGUUGGUUGAGGUCCGAGCUCUAACACCGAGUGAGGAUAUCACGCCUAUGGGUCGUCUUCUCAGCAAACUACCAACAGACGUUCACCUUGGAAAGUUCUUGUUGAUCGCGUCUGUGUUCCGGUGCCUCGAUCCAGCAUUGACAAUCGCGGCGACACUCAACUCGAAGUCACCUUUUGUCGCACCAUUUGGACUGGCUGAUGAAGCUCACCGUGCUAAGCUCUCAUUCAGAACGGAAAACUCAGACUUUUUGACAAUCCACAAUGCUUUCUCAACUUGGCGCAAUGCCUGUAACAAUGGUGUGGCUCGCAAGCUUUGCAGGCAGAGUUACCUCAGCCACCAGAAUCUGCAACAAAUCGAGGAACUCAGGCAGCAAUUUCUUGGGUACCUGGUGGAUUCUAAUUUCUUACAAGUUGACAAAGCUUUUGUCCGAGAACUCAGCCGGACUCGCUACAGUCGUGGUCGCCCUCGUUUCGUCCUGGUUCCUCCCGAGUAUGAUCGAAAUUCAAACAACGUGUUCAUGGUGAACGCAGCAUUAGUUGCUGGUCUUUACCCAAAGGUCCUAGCUGUGGAUCCGGCAAGGGGCGAGAUGCGUACGAUCACGAAUAAUCAAACCGCGUCGUUCCAUCCGUCGUCAGUGAACUUCCACAGAAGACCGAAAGAUUUCGGUGUGAAUCACUUAUCAUACUUCACACUGAUGCAAUCGAAGAAGCUCUAUGCUUGGGAAACCGGCCCUGUGGACGAUUUGGCUUUGCUCCUGCUGUGUGGGGAAGCGGAGUUCAAGUUCCGCAUCGAGCCGAAGGCAAGCGUUGCUUUGAAGUUCCUUCGAAAUCAACUAGGACAGCUGUUGGCCACGCAGUUCCGUGCAAAGCCAUUGACGGAAUCUCAAGUAUUAUGGAGCGAAAUGGCCAUGAAGGUUUUGGGCAAGGUGAAACCCAAGGACCCUGAUGCGAAGCAGGAGACAGUUACUGUGGUGGUUAAUAGACCAACCUAGAGUAGACUCUUAGACUUCCAUUCGAAACACCUUUGACUACCUGGCGAAAACGAUGGAUUUCGACGAAUCACACAUUCAGAAGGGUCCGUAGAAGUACAUGUCAUGGAUGAACGCAUAGAAAUGCAUGAAUAGAACUACCCUACGACAU
Somion occarium is the source of this 4865-nucleotide messenger RNA. Lineage: Eukaryota; Fungi; Basidiomycota; Agaricomycetes; Polyporales; Cerrenaceae. The record is from the annotation of a GenBank genome assembly.